GGAAAGGGGCGGCAAUGUAUUGGUCCUGCAGUCCCCACUGAGGGUUUAUUGAUACACACACACACAUACACACAGCAGUAGUGCGCCUGACGGAGGCUAACAGUAGCUGGCUCUAAUUUACACCAAGAGCUCCAGUUUAAAAGUGGCAGAGCUUUGCAGUGAAUGAUGUCUCUGCCAUGAAAGAGUCUGGAGGACAGCUGGGGCUUCGUUCGGUGCUGUCCGGACCACUUCCAGUCACCUGGAGGAGCAGGAAGGAAACCUGAAGGAGGCUGACAUCUGUGACUCUGGCCUGGCUGGUGUUGAACCUGGAGGUGUGGACGACAUGGCAGGUCCACAGCAGACUGAGCUGUCAUUCGCGUGGGAAAAGUACAUGGACUGUAGACUGCAAGGAGCGGAUCUGCAGGUCAGCCUCCAGAGUCUAGAGAAUUUCCUCUGUCUCUUCCACUACGUGCAGCAUCACCCCAACCACAGCACCAAAGAUGCCCUGAAGUUCUGCUCAGAUAUGAGUGGGGCAAGUAACACUCUGGCGAGGGAGUUCCUGACUGAUGUACAUCAACUAUGCAGUGCGGUGGCUCAGAGAGCAGAGGCACGGGAGGAAGACGAGGAGGAGAGUCACAUGGUGGCACUGGGGGAGUACCUGGUCAGGGGACGUGGCUUCCUGCUGCUCAACACCCUUGACUCAAUUAUUGACCAGGAGCUGACCUGUCGAGAGGAGCUGCUCACUUUGCUGCUGUCUCUUCUGCCGCUGGUCUGGAAGAUCCCUGUUCAGGAGGAAAAAGCCCCAGAUUUCACGCUGCCGUCCCUACUGGAGGUAUUCCUCGGCCGGGAGGUGAAGGCCGUCCCUCUCAAGGCAGGACAGAAGGCUGCGACAGAUGAGCAGAGCUCUGGGAAGAGGUCCCGCGUUGGCAGCGGAACCUGGAAGUCAAGGAGGUCGCACAGAGCAGCACAGAGAUACUCUGUAAAGGAUGCUCGCAAGUCCCAGGUUUCUACCUCAGAUUCAGAAGCCAACUCUGAAGACAAAGCAGGCGCAGGUGGUGCGAGGAGUCGAAGAUCACACAGUUCCACGAUCAGGUUAAGCUCUCAGCAUCAUCGUUCGGAGGCCUCGCAGUUCGUAUCCACUACCAGCACCACCAAAGAAAUCAUGAGUGCACCAUACCCCCAUCCCCGCCCGCCUGGAUCCCAGACAGUGGAUACUGAAACCCUGACAGACCCAGCUGCAAUAUCAAUAUUUAACCGCAUGGAAAACUCACCGUUUGAUCUCUGUCAUGUGCUGCUUUCCUUGUUGGAGAAGGUGUGUAAGUUUGACAUGAACAUCAACCACAACCCUGGCCUGGCGGUCAGUGUUGUUCCGACUCUCACUGAGAUCCUUUCUGAGUUUGGCGACUGUUGUGGUCCAGGAGGUGGCAGUGGAACCGGGGCAGAGGAGCUUGCUGGAGGCUGGACCGAAGAGCCCAUUGCCUUGGUCCAGAGGAUGCUACUGCGCACCAUCUUGCACCUGAUGUCAGUUGAUGUGAGUCAGUGUGAAACCCUUCCAGACAGCCUGAGACGCAGCCUGACAGACCUGCUACGAGCCACCCUAAAAAUCCAAAGCUGCUUGGACAGACAGACCAACCCCUUUGCACCUAGGCCCAAGAAAACCUUGCAGGAGGUCCAGGAUGAGUUUUCAUUCUCCCGCUAUCGUCACAGGGCUUUACUGCUGCCAGAGCUUCUAGAGGGAGUACUGCAAGUGCUGCUGGGUUGCCUGCAGGCUUCCACACCCAAUCCCUUCUUCUUUAGCCAGGCACUGGAGCUUAUCCAUGAAUUUGUCCAGCGCCGGGGACUAGAGCUGUUUGAGUCCACCGUGUUGCGGCUGGAGGGGCUCGGCAGGGCGAGGGAUUCUGAAGUAGGAGGUGAGGCUUCUGAGAGGCUAAGAGGUCUGAUUGCAGGGGUCUUCAAGAUCAUAAGUGCCAUCAAGAAGGCAAAGUCAGAGCAGCUGCAUCAGUCUGUGUGUGCCCGACGCCGUCAUCGUCGCUGUGAAUAUUCACAGUUCCUACACCACCACAGAGACCUGUCAGGUUUGCCCGUCUCUGCUUUCAAGCAGGCAGCUAGACGCAACCCCUUUGAAGAGGACAUAGAUGGCAAGGAAGAGAUGGAGGAGGACACAGUGCGCUACCCUGAGCGGUGCUGCUGCUUGGCUGCCUGUGCUCACCAAUGUUUGCGGCUCUUGCAGCGACUCUCCCCUAGUGGACCAGCUGUACUUCAGGUGCUUGCUGGGGUGCAGGCUGUUGGAAUAUGCUGCUGUAUGGACCCCCGCUCAGUUGUAGGACCUCUGCUGCAUGCCUUCCAAGCUCAGGGCCUGCGUAGUUACCAGUCUCAUGUUCUCAGUGUGCUGGGUAGACUGAUCCUAGACCAGCUUGGAGGGGUACAACCCUCAGAGAAAGCCAAACUGGCGUCCUGUAACAUCUGCACUCUGGACAGCAGUCAGCUGCCAGGCCUGGAGGAAACGCUGCAGCAUGGGGAACCUUCAGCAGUUUCCACCAGUCUGUGCUACCGCUCCCAAGGUAUUCUGCCAAGUGGAGGGGGGGCAGAGGACAUGUUGUGGAAGUGGGACGCCCUCGAGGCCUAUCAGGAGCUAGUGUUUGGUGAGGACUGGCAGUUGAGUCAGCAGAUAGCUGGCCAUGUUUGCCACCUGACCUUGCGGGGCAAUGCUAUUGUGCAGUGGCAGCUCUACACACACAUCUUCAACCCUGUGCUUCAGAGAGGAGUGGAGCUAGCUCACCAUGCCCAACAGCUGGGAGUUUCCACUGUGUGUACUCAGGUCUGCAGCUAUCAUGCACAGUGUCUGCCUGUGGAGGUGUUGCUCAUAUACCUGCAAACGUUACCUGCCCUCCUUAAAUCAAGGGUAAUUAGAGACCUUUUCAUCAGUUGUAACGGGCUUAAUCAGGUGACAGAGCUCGUCUACCUUGACCAGACGCGCUCUUUGGCUUUGAAGGUGUUUGAGAUUCUGAUCAUUGGAAUCGGACACCAGCCGGCUUACGGGGUGGUUCAGGAGCUGGAGGGUGCUGAUACCGAUGAAACAGAGGCUGUCUUGAGCCUUGCUGAGGAACUGGGGUCCCGAGGGGCUGGAGAGGGCCCGCAGAGCCUAAGCAAGUUCUACGAAGGCUUAAAGGAGGCAAAUCCACGUCACAAAAGUCGGAGCGGGCCAGGUCGUGGAUCAGGGCGCAGCCGAGCAGAGACGCACCUCCACGUUAUCAACCUUUUCCUGUGUGUGGCCUUCCUCUGUGUCAGCAAAGAGGCUGAUUCUGACCGGGACUCGGCUAAUGACUCUGAGGACACCUCAGGUUAUGAUAGUACAGCCAGCGAACCUCUUGGCGGGAGGCUGCCUUACCUGUCCCCAGAUAGUGUAGCUUUGCCCUCCAAAGAGCAGGUGCGACGUGCAGCAGAUGUCUGGUCAGUGUGUCGCUGGAUCUACCUAGCCAGUCCCUUGUUCCAGAGGCAGUUCUUCAGGCUAGGUGGACUGGAUGUCUGCCUGCGGCUUAUGGCCAUGGUUAUCCAAAAACUUUCCUGUAAGACCAAGGAUGGGAAAGCGAAGAAGAAGAGGGAUGGCAAGGGCAAAGGCAGCCCUGAGUCCACUGUGCCGGACAAACUGGAGGAGACUACAUACGAUUCAGCCGACUCCCUCUGCCCUGGUCAGGGUGAGGGAAAGACCAAAGAUCCUGCAAAGAAAUUUGAGGAGGAGUGGCAGCUUCAAAGUAUUCGUCUGCUUGAGGCUCUGCUGGCUAUCUGUCUGCACAGCUCUAACUCAGCCCUGCAGAGGAUAGAGCCGGAACUUUCUUAUCAGCUCCAGUCAGUGGAAGAAACCCUGUUUGAGGUGAGGGACCAGCUCUCUCGCUCAGGGGUGGUGAACUCUGACCUUGCUGUACCUCUGUUUGACUGUCUCCUGAGAGUGGCUUUGGCUGAGGUGUCAUCCUGUCCUGAUCCCCCUGAGGAAAGGCCAGACAGGGUGAGUCCUGCCUCGGGAAAACCUCACACUUACCAAAAGAAGGGUGGUGGUAGUAAUUUACUCUGGAAAUUUAAGAUACCCCCCAAAUUCGACCAGGAGCUUCCAGUCCUUAAUGGUCUGGUGCUGCAGUGUGGCUGCAGUUUCUCCCCUGGCUUGAUAAAGAAGCUCCAGGUGUUGCCGGAGGGGGCGGCUCCAGCAGACGAUCUCUCCGAGGAGGUGGACGAGGUGCAGAGCUGCGGCGUCAAGCCCCCGGGGGAGGAGGAGGGCUACGACGCCGACAGCGAAAGCAACCCUGAGGACAUGGCCAAGCAAGAAGAGGGAGUCAAGGUGGAGCCCAGCGGGCUGCGGGAGUUUGCAGCGGUGGUGGACGGGCCCGGGCGUGGUGUGCUGCUCUUCCCUGAGAUCUGUAUAAUGGAGCUGCAGCUUCUCGCCACUGGGUCCCCCGACUUGGAGGUUCUGAGUCAUGUGUUUCACAGUUUACUGGAUGCAGUACACGCCGACCACCGCAAUGCUGCCUUACUCUAUGAUCAGGGAGGAGUCAAAACCAUUCUCUCUGGCUUUCACAACAUCCUCAGCCAAACAGAUCCCUCCCUCACAGAUUGCCAGACUGUGCUAGUGGAGCUCCUGGUUGCCAUGGUGAGCCAGCGAAUCACAGCGGAGGAACUGGCCCUAUUGAUUCGCCUCUUCCUGGAGAAGACCCCACCUACUGAGAUUUUACUGAAGGGCAUCCUGCAAGUUGUUGAAGCCAAUGUGAAUAUGGAACCUCUCCACUUCCUGACCUUUCCAAUAAUCCUUGGGGCUUCGACACAAGGAGGGGUGUCCCCCAGCUCCAGACAAAACGGUGCUGCUGGUGGCAAAAGUGUUGGUUUGCUCUGGAAGGGGAAACUCUCUCCUGGACGCAGAGAGGGGGAUGUCGAAUACGGACUGAGCCAUGUCCGUUCCUCUCCCUGGCACAUAGCUCCUCUCCACUUGCCCUUAGUAGGGCAGAACUGCUGGCCCCACAUGGCCAGUGGUUUCAGCGCCUCUAUGUGGCUGUGGGUAGCAGAGCAAGAGGAGAAGGACAUGGACAAAGACAAGGAAGAGAGUAACCCUCCUGCAGCUGAGUCGCUCCUGAGCUGCUCUCAGGCUGGGACAAGAUUAGUAGAAGAAGGCCUCAUUCAUAUUCUGUCCAUGGGCUCUAAGGCACUGAUGCUUCAAGUGUGGGCGGACUUCUCCACAGGCUCUCUCACAUUCAGAAUUUGUAUAGACCCAAAUGAUGAGAUAAAAGCAGGGCUACUGGCGCAGGCAGAAUCUGCUGAGGGGCUACUCAGGCCAGGCCAGUGGCAGCACCUCGGUCUCACGUACACCCAGCAGCCCGAGGGCAAGAAGAACAUCCAUGGCCGAGUGGUUGUUUGGGUGUGUGGCAUCAGGAAUUGUGAGGUUUCUUUGGACUACACGCUACCUAGAAAGUCAAGUUUAUCGUCUGACAGCAACAAAACCUUCUGCAUGUUGGGCCACUGUUCGCCGUUCUGUGAGGAGCUGUUGAAGCAGGGUGGACGCUGGAGAAUGGGCACUGUGCUUCUCUUCAAUGGGUCUAGAAUUGGAUCUGAGGAAGCCUUCUACCUGUACACGCGUGGGCCCGACCUUACCUCGAUCAUGCCCUGCAAAUACGGCAAGCCCAGUGGGUCAUUCUCCAAGUUUGUCACUAAGGAAGGGCUAAAGUGUGACCAUGUACGAGAGAUCCUAAUGAAGAACAAGGAUGUGGACACAACAGCUUUGGUGGAGAGCUUGGCAGUGGUGUAUGCCCCCGGCAGCCCCAGUGUCUACACCAUCUACGAGCCUGUAAUCAGACUGAAGGGUCAGGCCAAGACAGUAGUCACCCAGCGACCCUUCAGCUCCAAAGAGGUGCAUAGUGUUUCCCUGGAGCCCAACACUCUCAGGGCUCUGCUCCCCACCGAAACUAAAGGCCUGCAGAGCGUCCUGCAUUGGAUCGGAGGAACGGGAAAUUUCGUCUUCCUCUUUGCACAGACUGUGGAGCUGUGUGACUGUGAGAAGACCCAGGCUCUGGCCCUGCAGGUGCUGCUGUCUCUGUCCAAGUUCAACCAACACCGUAUCCACGAAAUGGACUGUUACCAUGGUUACUCUAUGAUCCACCAGGUCCUCAUAAAGUCCAAAUGCAUCGUGGGAUAUCAUAUGCUGAAAACGCUGCUGGAUGGGUGUUGCAGUGGACCCAUUCUCAUCCUGGGGGAUGAUGGGCAGUUUCGUUUAGACACCGAGUCCAUCGCUGUGGUGCAGGACAUCCAGCUUCUCUCAGACGUCCUGUUGGACUGGAAGAUCUGGGCCAAGGCCGAGUGUGGAGUGUGGGAGACACUGCUCGCUGCCUUAGAGAUCCUCAUCAGGGUGCACCACCCUGAUCAGGUUUUCAACAUCCGUCAGUUUCUGAAGGCUGAAGUUGUGCAUCGCUUCCUGCUCACCUGCCAGGUGCUACAGGAGCACCGGGACGAGUAUCUGACUGCCAUCCCACAGGAAGUCUGUUUGUCAUUCGUCAAAAUCAUCCAGGAAGUGCUCGGGUCACCUCCAGAUAUGGAUCUGCUCAAACUGAUCUACAACUUCCUGCUGGCUGUUCACCCACCAACCAACACUUACGUUUGCCACACUCCAUCCAGCUUCUACUUCUCACUGCACAUGGAUGGGAAGCUGUACCAGGAGAAGGUGCAGUCCAUUAUGUACCUGAGACGCUCCAACAGCGGAGGGAAGUCUGCCAGCAGCUCUGUAAUGUCCCUCUCCCCGACCGUCUUCACUGACGCUCAUGGCGAAGGCCCUUCCCCUGAACAUGGAAGUGAUGAUCUGUCGCUACGCCCACCCAGUCUGGCGCCAUCUCCAUACUCCUCCCCGCUGCUGACACCUCGACUCGGACACACUAGCUCAAAUGAGGCCAGCGAAGGUGACCAGGUCUCUCUUGCCACUCAGCAGGCUCGGGGCAGCACAGAAACGCUCAAGAAGGGCGGAGGUUGUGACGAGCAGCUCUUGAGCAGCUGUGAAUCAGCCAAGACAAUCUGCGACUCUAAGGACAUGGGUGAGGGGGGAGCCCUGCGCACGCCCUCCAUUAGCGUGGAGGAGGAGCGGGACGAGGCGGCAGAUGUGGACAGCCUGGCAGAGGGAAGCGUGGGGGUGGCAGAGUCUGAGGACAGGUUUGACUGGGCCAGUGACGAGACACCGCGGCGUCCUGACAGUCUGAAAGGGAUUCAGUCCUUCCAGAGGAGCCACAGCAACCUGGCUAGUCUGGGCCUGGCCUUUCCAGCUCCUAACGGGUCAUUGGCUAUUGGCCGAUGGCCCAGUGCGGCCGACCGAGGCUCCAUGCCUGAAGACUGGGAGAGUUACACUUACUCUCCUGGCUAUGAGAGGGCCCAGAGCAAGACCGAGUCCAAUGACAGGUCCAGUACUGAGGACUGCCUGGUGCUGAUCUGCUGCGGACUCUAUGAUCUUCUGAGGGGCGUCUUGCUGCUGUUGCCUGAUCUCAUGCUCGAGGAGGUGAUGGACAAACUCAUCCAGCCAGAGGCUCUCAUCGUUCUGGUCAACCACUCGUCACCGCUCAUACAGCAAGGAGUCAUGAAGCUCUUGGAUGCCUACUUCAGCCGUGCUCUUAAGGAGCAGAAGGAGAAAUUUCUGAAGAACCAUGGUUUCUCACUGCUAGCCAACCAGCUGUACAUCCACCAGGGCAGCCAGGGGCUUCUUGAAUGCUUCCUAGAGAUGCUAUUUGGACGGCCUGUGGGCCUGGAGGAAGAUUUGGACCUGGAGGAAAUGGAAAAUAUCUCUCCCUUCAGAAAACGCUGUAUAAUCCCCGUCUUGGGCCUCAUUGAGAACUCUUUGUAUGAGAAUUCCCUGGUGCACAACAUCUUGUGUAUGCUGCUGCAGCUUCUCAACGCCUGCCCUAAGCUGGCUGACAUCCUGCUCGACCAUGGACUGCUCUACGUGCUCUUUAACACUCUCUCCACCCUCAAUGGCAUGGAGAAUAGUAUUCCCCUGAAUGACUACAAGCUCUUGGUGUGUGACAUCCAGCAGCUGUUAGUGGCUGUGACGAUCCACUCCUGCAGCUCCUCAGGGUCCCAGUACUUCCGCAUCAUCGAAGACCUUAUUACCUUGUUGGGUUUCAUGCAAACCAGCAAGAUGCGUCGCACGCAGGAGAUGGCCGUAGCGUUGCAGUUCCGCGUCCUUCAGUCUGCUAUCGAGUUUAUUAAGACGACAGCCAAUCAGGAACCUCAGAAGCUGAGCAGCUCAGUUAAUUCAUUGAGCUCUCCACAUCAUGCCAUCCAUCAGAAGCGCAAGAGCAUUGCAGGUUCCAUUGCCAUGAAAGACUCCAUUAUCCCCCGCAUCCCCAGACAGCACUACUGCUCCUAUGGCCAGAUUCCCAUGUCCCCUCCCUUCAACUUCCUGUCCCAGGACUCCCCCCUCAACUCACCCUCAGGAGCUCCAUCCUACAUGCUCCACUGUGAAGCAGGCCGUCGUCGGUUUUCUCUGGCGCAGACUGACUCCCUCCUGAUGCGGAUGCGCUCAGUAGCCAGCGAUGAGCUCAACCAGAUGAUGCAGAGGCGAAUGAGCCAGGAAAACCCUAUUCGUGCUAGCGAGACAGAGUUCGUCCAACGGCUGCAGAGGCUUGUUGUUCUUGCCGUGAACAGACUCAUUUACCAUGAUGUGAGUCAGGACUUGUUUGACCUGCUGAAUAUCCCAGACUCCCCAGACCAACAGCUUUUCACACCAGAUCCAGGUGAUCAACUACAUGAAGAGAGUGGCUCCGCCUCCAUCCCGCACUCUCCGACUCCCUUCAUCCUGCCGCCGGCCAGCAAGAAGAGCUUUCAGAAAGACAUCCUCAAACUCAUGAUGGAUGGGAUCAAAAUCAGCCUGGGCAGCACGGGUCGGGGAGGAGCCCCACAUCAGCAGUGGCGAAGGAUCCUUUGGUCGUGUCGGGACACCUUUCGGGUCCAAAUUGGUCGCCUGCUGGUGCACACACUCAGUCCCACACUUCCCCUGUGUGACAGGAAGGAGACGCUGGAGUUUGUGUUUGAUCCCAGACAUUUGGAUAUCCUCAAGGAGAGUCUCAGCCCAGGUCUAGAGCACGGACCGAAGUUAUCACUGUACCUGUAUGAGAUGCUGCACGAUCACAAGGACAGCCUCACCAAAGAUGAGCAGAAUGCCGUGGGUGUGUUCAUGACCUCGCUCAAGCUUUGUGGCCAUCGUUGCAUCCCACCCAAUGCUCCACAUAAACAAGACCUGCUCAGGGCCAUAAAAGAAGAAAAAAUCAAGUAUGAAACCGAAGAGAAAACAAGCAAAGUGGCGUGGGAAAAGAAGAUGGCUAACACUCAGAGGAAUCUUAUCCAGAGGCUUGAUGGAAAGUCCAAGGACAUUUCCAAGAUUGCAGCUGAUAUCACUCAGAAUGUGUCUCUGCGGCAAGGCAUGGAGAGGAAGAAAGUCAUCCAGCACAUCAGGGGACUCUACAAGACGGACCUCAGCGCCAGCCGCCACUGGCAGGAGCUGGUGCAACAACUCACUCAUGACCGAGCCGUGUGGUACGACCAGACAUCCUACCCAACAUCCUGGCAGUUGGAUCCCACCGAGGGGCCGAACCGGGAGCGACGACGGCUACAGCGAUGCUAUCUUACCAUCCCCAACAAAUAUCUGCUCAAAGACAGACGCAAACUUGAAGACACUAUGACACCACCGCUGUCCUUCCUGUUUGAGGAUAAGACUCACUCCUCCUUCUCCUCCACUGUCAAAGACAAAGCCACCAGCGAGCCCAUCAGGUUCACCAGACGGUGCAUCAGCGUCGCCCCCUCCAGAGAGACAGCAGGGGAGCUGCUUCUGGGAAAGUCUGGGAUGUACUUUGUGGAGGACAAUGCUGCUGAUGCUCAUGACAACCAGAGUCUUCACGGGGAGACGGAGGCACCUUCUUUUUCCUGGACUUAUGAGGAGAUCAAAGAGGUGCACAAGCGCUGGUGGCAGCUGAGAGACAACGCUGUGGAGAUAUUCCUCACUAAUGGCAGGACCCUGCUGAUAGCCUUCGACACCACCAAGUUCCGUGACGACGUCUACCACAACAUCCUGACCUCUGAUCUGCCCAACCUGCUGGAGCACGGAAACAUCACGGCCCUCACGCAGCUGUGGGGCUCUGGUCAGAUCUCUAACUUCGAGUACCUCACACAUCUGAACAAGCACGCAGGGCGCUCCUUCAAUGACCUCAUGCAGUACCCUGUGUUCCCCUUUAUCCUGCGAGAUUACACCAGUGAGACACUCGACCUGCAGGACCCGAGCAUCUACAGGAAUUUGAACAAACCCAUUGCAGUCCAGUCAAAAGAAAAAGAGGAUCGUUACGUGGACAACUACCGGUACCUGGAGGAGGAGUACAAGAAGGGUGUGCGUGAGGAUGACCCCAUGCCUCCUGUUCAGCCGUACCACUACGGCUCUCACUACUCCAACAGCGGCACUGUUCUGCACUUCCUGGUCCGAAUGCCACCGUUUACCAAGAUGUUCCUCGCGUACCAGGACCAGAGCUUUGAUAUCCCGGACCGAACGUUCCACUCCAUGAACACCACGUGGAGGCUGUCUUCCUUCGAGUCCAUGACUGACGUGAAAGAGCUCAUCCCAGAGUUUUUCUACCUCCCAGAAUUCCUGGUCAACAGAGAGGGUUUUGAUUUUGGGGUACGUCAGAACGGCGAGAGGGUGAAUCACGUGAAUUUGCCGCCCUGGGCUCGCAACGAUCCGCGUCUGUUCAUCCUGAUCCACCGACAGGCGCUGGAGUCCGAGCAGGUCUCCCAGACGCUGUGCCAGUGGAUCGACCUGGUGUUCGGGCUCAAGCAGAAAGGCAAAGCUUCAGUCCAGGCCAUCAAUGUCUUCCACCCUGCUACGUAUUUUGGCAUGGACGUGUCAUCGGUAGAAGACCCAGUGCAGCGCCGGGCCCUGGAGACAAUGAUCAAGACGUAUGGACAGACACCCAGGCAGCUCUUCAGCGCCUCUCAUAUGAGCAGGGCCACCACCAAACUCAUGAUGGAGGGGGAGCUGCCAGCCGCCAUGGGACUCCUGGUUCAGCUGGCCUUCAGAGAAACCAGAGAACAGGCCAAGGAAAUAACUUGCCCGAGCCCACUGCCGUGGAUCAAAGGUCUGAAGUGGGGUGAGUACGUGGGCUCGCCCUCAGCUCCAGACCCAGUGGUGUGCUUCAGUCAGCCGCACGGGGAGAGGUUCGGAUCCCUGCUGGCGCUGCCGACGCGAGCCAUCUGCGGGCUCUCUUGCAAGUUCUGCCUCAUGAUGAUUUACAGCAAGGAGCAAGGUGUUCGGAGCAUGCACAGCACAGACAUCCAGUGGUCAGCCAUUUUGAGUUGGGGCUACGCAGACAACAUAUUGAGGCUGAAGAGCAAACAGAGUGAACCACCUAUCAACUUUAUACAGUGUUCACAACUUCACCAGGUGACCAGCUGUGCCUGGGUGCCCGAUGGCUGCCAGCUAUUUACAGGUAGCAAGUGUGGAGUCAUCACCGCCUACAGCAACCGCUUCACCAGCACCACGCCAUCAGAGAUGGAGGUGGAAUCUCAGGUUCACCUGUACGGACACACAGGGGAGGUCACCAGCCUGUUUGUCUGCAAACCGUACAGCAUCCUCAUCAGUGUCAGCGAAGACGGCACCUGCAUCCUUUGGGACCUCAACAGACUUUGCUAUGUACAAAGCCUCACAGGCCACAAAAGCCCGGUGACUGCCGUGUCCGCCAGCGAGACCACAGGUGACAUCGCAACAGUUUGUGACUCAGUUGGCGGAGGCAGCGACCUGCGUCUGUGGACGGUGAAUGGCGACCUGAUUGGUCACGUCCACUGCAGAGAGAUCAUCUGCUCCGUGGCCUUCUCCAAUCAGCCGGAGGGUGUGUCUGUGAACGUCAUCGCCGGCGGGCUGGAGAAUGGUGUCGUCAGGUUGUGGAGCACCUGGGAUUUAAAACCAGUGAGAGAGAUCACCUUUCCCAAAUCAAGCAAACCCAUCAUCAGCCUGACGUACUCAUGUGACGGACACCACCUCUACACAGCCAACAACGAGGGGACGGUGAUGGCGUGGUGUCGACGGGACCAGCAGCGCAUGAAGCUGCCCAUGUUCUACUCCUUCCUGAGCAGCUACGCUGCAGGCUGACAUUGUGUCUGAUGUUUAUCCCUGUCCAGUUCACAGCAAGAGAGGCACCCUCCUCCUCCUCCUUCUCCUUCUCUUCCUUCUCCUCCUUUUCCUCCUCCUCGGGGGAGGACUUGUCAGCAUGGCAUCAAGCUCCCUGAUUCCUCCUUGACUUUGAACUAAAGCCAUCCCCAGCUGAGCAAACUCUUCUCCCAGCAUCAAGAAAUUAUUAUAUAAAAUAGUAUUAUAUGUAUAUAAAUAUAUAUUUAUAAACAUACUGAAGUUGAAUGUUUUGGGGGGUUGAUGAACAUUGGUCUGAGGCUGCAACAGACACAUGAAAUGCAUUUCUGAGCGUAUGUUUGGUUUGUUGAGUCUUCUCAUUCUUUUGUUUCUGACUGUUGAGAUUUUGUUGUGCAAGGUUCCUUGUGUGAUGUUGAUUUCUUGGUAAGCUGCUAUCGUCUGGCCAAAGCCAGACCCAAAGUGUGAAGACCCCCGGUCUCUCAUUUCUUCGCCGCUCCGAUCUCCCACAGCGCGUCGUCUGACAGUUUCCCGGAGACGCUGCAGCAGUCUGGAGGGAGGCAGGGAGCCCAUCCUCGCGUCCGUCACCGGGACACGACCCGCUCUGUGGGAGUGAGACGCCACUCGGAUGGGCUGUCCGCUCCACUCAAGUCUGAGCUGUAGUGUCACGGCCCCACAUCGCUGUGUAUCUGAGCUCCUAGGGGGGAUGUGGGGGGAUGAAUUGCACCUUGUGUUGGAUGUACUGUCUUUCUUCUGCAUGCUGGGAUGAGGCUGACCUUGACUGCUUGACAUUUGCUGUCAUGAUACUUUGUUAUUAAUGCCUGUCUCAGCUGAACUGUCCUUUUGCAUUGACAAGUAUUGAUACUCAUUUAUUUUGUAAGAAUCACCAUGGAGGCUCAUCUUUACUUCUGUGCUUGCCUCGUGUUUUACUGUCUGCUGCUCAAAUGCACUAAAACCUUUCACUACUUCAUUGAGCUCGCGGAGAUUCUGAGAGAACGAUUAACAAACAUUAGCAGAGAGGAACGUCCUGAACUCACUGAUGCUUGCUACCUGUGCAGCAUGAAGAAAGUUUGUAGCAGAUGGGAGGCUGGCGCUAGCUUCUGACACUGAUGAGGUUUACAGCUUAUUUCAGACUCUUAUACACUACAUUGAUCAGUGUGAGAACCAAUCGACCAAACAUUUCUUUGGAUCCAUGCAGCUAUUCUUUACAUUCCCACUCAACUUCCCGCACUUUCAGUUUGUCAGUCAUUAUUGUCAGAUGGUAGUCGCAGCACUUCUUUUUUCUUUUUUUUUAAACUACCAUCUAAUUUAAGGAGAGCAAAUGACCUGUGGUCUUAAUAUGAACUGAGCUUGUUUUAUAUUCCACUAAUAAAUCCAGGAAGCAAUAUCAGACAUAAACAUGCAAUAGGUCAUUUUUGUUAAUGAAGUUUCAAAGGAGGAAAAGCCAGAGGUUUGUUCCGCGGCUGUUAAACGACUUGUUUUGCCUUUGUGGUGACUGCAGUGAGCCUUCUGUUGUGAACUCACGUCUUACUUUUCACUCGUGUGUUGGAGAAAGGGAAUAUUUCUUAAUCAGAUGCCUGACGUCAUUCCUCUUGUUGUUUUGAUGUUUUUUUCCUCUGCUCACUCAACUUUUUUCUGUGUUACUGAGACAUGACGUUAACGCUUUGUUUACUUUGUUUUCAUGCUUGCACGUGUACAUUCAUUUCCUCCCUGUCAUUUUUUAAGUAUUUGUCCAUGAGAACCACAACCUUUUUUUUCUCUCUCUUUCUGUUUAACAUCCAUGUGUGAGAAUAUGAUAUGUUUGUUGGGUUUGUUUUUUGAGAAAAUGGCAAAAAGUCUGAGAGGAAAUGUUAUAAAUGUUUUUUUGUGCAUUCUGACAGAAGGAAAUAUUUUUCAGUUGAUAACUUAAGCUAUGCAUAAUUUAAGAUCGUUGUCUCAGUUUUGCUUAUAUAUUGUGCUGUUUGAUCGACCUCUUUGGGCUGGUUGUGCAAGUUGGUGAACCGAGGUUAAGAAAGAUCCUAUUUUAUGUUUUGUUUGUUUGUAAAUAUGUAUGUGUGUGUGUGAACAAACCAAGUGAUGACUAUAUUAUAAAUAUAUAAAUAUAUAUAAAUAUUUGAAGGAAUAUUACUACA
Pleuronectes platessa (European plaice) is the source of this 14247-nucleotide messenger RNA. RefSeq names its product lysosomal trafficking regulator (gene lyst). Lineage: Eukaryota; Metazoa; Chordata; Actinopteri; Pleuronectiformes; Pleuronectidae. Gene Ontology annotation, molecular function: protein kinase binding. Gene Ontology annotation, cellular component: membrane; cytosol. The transcript is spliced from 56 exons. Gene Ontology annotation, biological process: intracellular protein localization. The record is from RefSeq and is a predicted model, not a curated record. The coding region runs from base 323 to 12121 and encodes 3932 amino acids.